Molecule: messenger RNA, 9514 nt
Organism: Scophthalmus maximus (turbot)
Lineage: Eukaryota; Metazoa; Chordata; Actinopteri; Pleuronectiformes; Scophthalmidae
Product: microtubule-associated protein 4
Exons: 18
Coding region: 286-4746 (1486 amino acids)
Biological process (GO): neuron projection development; microtubule cytoskeleton organization
Cellular component (GO): neuron projection
Molecular function (GO): microtubule binding
Source: RefSeq, a predicted model, not a curated record
GGCUGUCUGUCAAACGUGGACGUGGUGACGACGAAGGGCCUGCGCCGGGGUUUCAACGAUGUGGUAAGGCAACGUCCCUGUCACUCUGGGCUUAGCUUCGAUAUAAUUGGAUAAAAGAGGAACCAGUCGGCGCAGUCGACUUGCGAUUGGAGCAGAGCCUCUGCGGGGGAGGAGCACUUUAGCUAGCAGCCAGCAGAGCGCCCUGUUGGGUGGGCGGAUCGUAGCGGUGACAGCGACGCUCGGAGACUCCCGACAAACUGUCAAAAAGCAAACAACUAACACGUCAUGGCGGAGUUAGACCUGAGUCUAAGUGAUGCGCUGACAGACGCUCCCCAGAAGACGCCAGAGAGCCUGGUGGAGCGGGACUUCGUGGCUCAGCUGGAGGCGGAGCCCUUCGACGAUCAGGUCGGGGAGACAGUGGGAAAGACGGACUACAUCCCCCUGCUGGACAACGAUGACACCAGGGCAGACACAAGUACUGCAUUGGAGAAUGGAGAGCAGGAAGCUCAUGGGGUGCAAAAGCCUGGUUGUAAGCUGACCUCAGGGGGGCAGACGUCAGCGUCACGCCUGGAGCCUCAGGGAGAGGUGCGGCCACUCUCACUUGACCCGAAGCAGGCCCUGGCCACAGACUUCCUAUCAGCCACCAUGGCAGGUUAUUUAGAUCCUCUGGACUCUCAGACCAGCACUGCUCAAAUGAUGGAUACUGGCCUGAUGGGAGCUUUCUCAGGCUUCUCCCAACCUGGAGGGAAGGGGGUCAAAGUUGAGUUGGGAGUCGCCCCCCUCCAUGCAGAGAGACCUCCGAGUAUAGCGGAGCCCCAGCAUCCUGCACCGGCGGCAGGGUUGGACGCACCGAAGGAACACAGCCCCAUGCUGCCCGAGCCCCAGGUCCCUCGCAGCCCUGUAGAUCCGUCAGCAGGUGCCUUAGGUGAAUGCUGGCUAGAUCAGGCUGGCUGCCUACCAACAGACCUCCCUUUCACUCCCAGCGUCUCCAAGGUGAUCAUUCUCCAUGCAGGCAAUCUUGCAGCCAGCCCUGACGACCCUCCAGACAGUUGGCCUGUCCGAGAGAGCACCGCCUAUGCGGGAGGUGAUGAAAGGGAGGGCGACGGAUCAGACCGAAAACAGAAAAAGAAGAAGAAGAGGCGACAAAAAGAUGAGGGAUCUUAUGAAAACCCGGAGAGCAGGGGUCACCCCGAGAUGCAAGCACAGGAAGAAAACACCCCCCCAGCAGAGGAGUUCUACAACAGGAUUGGCCCGAGGCGGGAUAGAGGAGAUGGUGGCUGGGAGGAGCAGAUCGGGAAGAGUGGCGGUCGGGGGAAAAAGGGGAAGACUAGGAAGAAGCUUCCAGAAGAGUGGGGAGUGAUGGCAGAACCUUUUGUUCCUUCGUCUACAGCAACUUCUCAGGUCACAGAGGAGGUGAUGGUGGAUUUAGUGAGUUCGACUCAGGCAAACCCAGAGGCCUCAUUUACAGAAAUGGACACCAGCCACAGUCCCUGGAAAACUGAGGUCUUUCCAGAAGAAGGUCUGGUUCCUGCCCCUCUGUCCCAAGACCUGUUCUCUCUAACAGGUGCCUCCAUUAGUCCACUGGUUCUGAACAGCGAGCUUAAAGCUACGGCAGCUCCUUUCACUAUGCCCUCCACUACCAACAAUGCAACACUUGGUUCCUCCCCCAUGGCUCCUCACCCUCUUGAUCAAGUUGAUCUCCUGAUGGAUACCGAAAAUGCCAGCCUUGGCAACAGCAGCCAGGCUUUUUCUCCAUUUUCUCCAUCCUCUCCAGACAAUGAAGCAGGUGGUGACGUGGUUGACAGCAGGAUGUUUGACAACACCAGUUCCCUCCAAGAGUCUUGUGUGCAAAGCAUGCCUGAGGAAGACACCUCAGCUUUCACCCCUGCCUCCAUGUCAAGUCCUGGCUGUUCACCGAAAGGCGAGGUGUUGGCCUCAGCGCCGCCUCUUUCACCGUCAGAUGCUUCGUGGAUCCUGAACGACUCGGACGUUAGUGGCAACAGUGAUAUUUUCGACUUCAGUGACAUGAGCUCUUCAGGUCAUCCUGUGCGCUUAGGCUUGUCCUUUAACACCCCAAGCCCAGCACCUCUCCGCUCCCCCAAAACCACAGCACAGGAAUUCCAGCAGAAAGAGCACAAAGAUGACAAAUCGUCCCAGAAGCAAUCCAAGAAGUCUUGUUCUUCAUCUUCUACAUCCUCCGUAAAGAGUCCCACCUCCCCAGGAGCUAAGAAGUUCCCUCAGCAGUCAUCCCCUGUCACCAGCACUUCCUCCCCUCCACCGGUCAGCCCUCUGGGAGCUCCAGGAUCCGGUCUUAACCCUGCAGCCAAGCCCUUCUUUCCAAGCUUUGCUGACACCUUGGAAGAGCCACCUGCGGCCCCUCCACUUGCCCCCACCAUUGAAGUAAAGUCAGACAAGAUGGAGAUGGCAGAGAAGAAGGAGGAGAAUCAGGGGGAUCAUUUAAAGAAGAUGGACCAGUUCGACCCUCUGGACAAAGCCGAGCAGAGGAGUGUGAAGGUCGAAUAUGCAAUCAGUGAGACUCCAGCUAAGGUGGAGAAAGAAAUGGAGAAGGAAAAGCAGAAAGACCCAGAGAAAGAGAAGGAGGUAAAAAAGGAGGAAGAAAAGGUCAAGGUGACCGAGGCCGAGAAAGGGAAGGAGACAGACAAACAAGCAGAAAAAGACGAAGAGAUAAAGAAGGAGACAGAAAAGGGGAAAGAGACAGAGAAAGUGGAGCCAAUGCAGCACAAAGAGGAUAAAAUAAACAAGGUAGAAGAAUCACCAGAGAAAUUUGUGAAAACAGAAAAUGUGGACAAGACGGAGAAAGUAGAAAAAGUGGAGAUGGCCGACAAGGUAGAGAGCAAAGCUCAGAGAGCAGAUGAUGUGGAAAAGAUGGACAAGAAUGAAAAGAUUAUUGUGGAAGAAAAAUCUGACAACAAAAAUACAGAGAAGCUCGAGAAGCCAGUGAUGAAGGAUGGCACAGAGGAGAAAAUGGAGAAGACCCCAGAGCAACAGCCGACAUCCGUCAAGUUCGAUAGUAGCUAUGACAAAAUGGAGAAGGAGGCUGACGCCGGCACAAAGGCGACAGCCGAGGCGGAGGAAACUGAGAGAGACAAGGCCGACGCAGACAAAACCAAGAAGACAGAGAAAGAGGACGUGGUGGAGAAACCGUCUGAGGAGCCCGCGGAGAAACUGACGCAGAAAAGCAGCGAAAAGGAAGAGAAGCAGGACCAAAUGCAGGCUGACAAAAAGACUGUGGAGAAGAAGGACGACAAGAAGGACAAGGCAGCGAAAGCAGACGGAGGAGACAAGGCCAAAAAAGCAAAGCCUGUUGCUAAUGGAAGCAGUGCAACGCCCAGCAAAGACCUGGCCGGUGCAGACAAGAAAACCAAGCCCGUCGCCGGGGCGACCAAACCGAGCGCCGCCGCCGCCAAAAUGCGGCUGAGCUCCGCGGCUGCUAGCGGUGGUUCCGCCGCAGCUCCCACCAAGCGCCCCACAACCUCCUCCUCUGCCGCCUCCGCCUCAGAUAAAAAAGCAGCCGCGGCAAAGGCGCCAUCCACAACCAUUGCCGGCCCCAAGCGGCCCACCAAUGCUCCUGCCAGCCGCCCCUCGUCAGCAACCACGGCACGCGAUGUCAAACCCAAGACAACAACAGAGAGGCGUCCCCUCGUGCCAAAGGCGAGCACAGCCACCUCAAAUCAAACGGGCCCCACCGCUGCCACCAAAAAUGGAACUGCGACCACAGCAGCCAGUAAAAGCAGCACCUCAGUGCGCACAACAUUAUCUACUCGCACCACGACUACCACCACCACCGCAGCCAAGAAGCCUCUGGGUCUGGCUGCUAAGACAAACGGCAAACCAGGAGAAGAAAAGAAGCCCAGCACCCUGAAGACCUCUGCAGCUGACUCUACCAAACCCAAGACCACCACCACCCGCAGCACUGGUGCCGCCGCUACCACCACUGCCUCUCGCACCCGAACCACAGCCGCUAAGCCGGCCACACCGUCCUCCACCUCUGGCACUGUGUCAGAGAAGAAGCCCGCGGUGCCUCGCGCCCCCCGGGCUGCGACCUCAACCGCAGCUACCACCACAACCACCUCCUCGAGGACCGCAGCUCGCCCCGGCACAGCACCUGCCCCCGACGUCCGCAACGUCCGCUCUAAGAUCGGCUCUACGGACAACAUGAAGCACCAGCCUGGAGGAGGGAAGGUGCCAUCUGCCUCUCAGAACAGGGGUGUUGCCUCCAAAGAAACGAGCCAGGGCAAAGUUCAGCUAGUCUCCAAAAAGCUGGACUUCAGCCACGUCACCUCACGCUUGGGCUCCAAGGACAAUAUGAAGCAUGUGCCUGGUGGAGGGAAUGUGCAGAUACUCAACAAGAAGGUGGAUUUGAGUAAGGUGACGUCAAAGUGCGGAUCCAAGGACAACAUCAAGCACAAGCCUGGUGGCGGGGUCGUGAAGAUCGAGUCCCGCAAAGUGAACUUUAGGGAAAAGGCUCAGUCCAAAGUGGGCUCCAUGGACAAUGUGAGUCAUUCCCCUGGUGGUGGGAAUACCAAGGCUGAGGGGGCCCAGGAGACAACUGAGGGGAAUGGGACUCCCCUGAGUGGCACCCAGGCCGCAGCCCCGGGCUCCGAGCCGGGGCAGGCUGGGAGCCCCGCUGCCCAGGAGAAUGGGCUGAAGGAUGGGGCUCCCUGUGAUAGUGAGAGCCUCCGGGAGCCCCAAGCUCUGGACUCGAGCAUCCCAGAGACAAAUUGAGUCUUUCAAGCUCAACUUCCGCGAGAAUGCUCGCUCUCGCACGGACCAUGGCGCCGACAUCGUCACCUGGCCAGCCCCCCAGGACAACAACAGACCCAACCCCCACGGCUCCUUCCAUUCUCUACACCAAACCCACCACCCGUCUCGUCGCAGUGUCUCCCUCUUUGAAUCGUUGGCCGCUGCAUGCAGUGAUGACUCCCCCCUCCGCCCCCUCCUUGCUGCAGCUUCAGGUGGAGGUCUGGGGGGACAACAGCAGCCCCUUAACGGGAUCUUGACCUCAUAUCUGCCCCCAUGAAAACCCCUCACCUUAAACCUGUUGUUGACUUAUCUGAUAGUUCGCUCUAGUAUCAACUUCAUGCCUCUUCUCUCACAUCUGAGCUCAUCAUCAUGCGCCAUCACCGUCAUCGUUUCCACCCCAUCUUCCUGUAUUUGGCUGGAGUGACUGUGUAGACAAAGCUUGGGCCACGUUGGGAAUCUAUGUGAAGGGAAAAUAGGGGACGACAAAGGUUUCCUUGCAUAUGUGGUUACGUCUUGGAUCCUCUUUACUCACUUCCUGGUGGUGGACUCUCUCUGACCCCGCAUCACUUCUCCUCCCACCCGUCGGACAACAGCAGUUUAUUUGUUACCUGUGCAGCAUGGAAACCCUUUCAGACUCACCUACGGCUUUUAUCUCUCACACACAGUAGCUUUGCUUUUUCCUUGUGGCUGUAGGAGCUGUUUGUUCCCGGUAACUACUUCCUCUGCUUCAAUAAUAUUAUAGUAAUUACAUUGUUCAUCUUCACCAUCACUUCCUCUCGUCAUCACCACUUACCAUAAACAAGCUGAGAUAAACAAAAAAAAAAGCUAAACAACAAGUAGGCAGUAUGAACAUUUUAGGCUGUUUAACUCUUUAUUCUCUGUGUUUGUGAUGAUGUGUUUGAGUGACAAAAUCGUGUAAAACUGAGCUUUGGUGUUCUGUUCAGUUCUUAUUUCUGUCUUUCCUCUUAGUUUUUGGUUUCAAAACAAAGUUCUGAUUCAUUUACUGUAUGUUUCUUCCUGUAUAAGCAAUACGGUGGUCUUUCAUUUUCCUGGUAGUACUCAGAAUAUCUUGAAAACACGCACAGGAUUUUUCUCAACCUAAGACUCAAGUAAGGAUAGAGACGACACACUGAGUGAGGAAGAAAGUGAGGAUGGAGGUGUUUCUAGAAAAGGUGGAAAAAGACGCUUUGAGGUUUGUUUUACACUUUGAAAUAUGAACAUUUUUGAAAUACAAUAGAGGAAAUUUGGCAAAGUAGAGAAGCUGUUACUCAGCGUGCAGUCCAGAGGGGGACGAGGAAGUUGUUGUCAGAUUGGAAAUGUGUCUGAAGUCAGUGGAGAUGUGUCUUUUAUGUGCCUCCUGUCCUUCUUACCUGAAAAAAAAGUUAACGACUAAGAUGAUGAUGAGGCAGGCUCACGCCUGCUCAGAGAAGAGAAUAUCAUAGUUAAUAGAACGGUACAUAAAACACUAGGAACAACCUGAUAUCAGCCGUUUUAAGGAAAUUCUGUAAACCGAGUGCCCUGGUGUGUUUGUGUGUGUCAGGUGUUUCUAUGAGGGUAAAAGCAGCAUGUUGUCAGGCAGUUGACUCGCUUUAGCUGAAUACAUAACAUCUCUAAUAGAUUGUGUUGGAAGUGUUGGCAGUGGAACAUCGUCAGGCUUUAUCCUCUUCUCAUGUAGCAAUGUAUUUCCAACUGUUGCCUCCAAUUGCCUUUCUAAUGCAUGGCCAGAUUAAUAUGAUAUCACCCCCAGAGCGGAAGAGCCUGCGUGCACUUAUAACUCAAAGUCUGUUGUGCUUUGGUACCAUAUGUAUAACUCCGGGGGAAUCAUAGACAGUCGAUGUGCUGUUACCUAAACGAUGAGCAGUUUACGAUGGUUGCAGUUUCAUCUUUCAGAUUUUAUUCCAGGUGCAGAUUUGGGCUGUUUUAAUAAGAUUUCCUGAUUCUAUUCGUUCAAUUAUCUCAGAUACAUGAAUUACAUUCUGCUCGUUAUCCACUUGUCGGCUAAUACUGCGUCACGUCUUCGCUCAGUUUUACCUCUUUGUGCUAUGACAAGGGCUCGGUAUCAUUUGCAAUUCAAGAACCAUAAUUGAUUCCAGAACAAUACGCAUGUCAAUACAUUAGACCCACAUUUAUUGAUAUUUUGAUUGUCAGCACUACAAACUGCAAACACAACAAUAACAUAGUGUUACCAUGAAGUUGAAAUGGCAAGUAGAGUUGUUCUUUUGGCUCCAUUUUGGUCUCCUCCCAGUGUUCACAAGCUAGCAGCAACUUUUUCUUUCUCCUAUUUAGUUCUGGGCAGGUUAUUUAAGUUAAUAUUAGCCUGCUGACUUAAAAAAAUACCACAUACCACACCUAAGUAUUUGAUUAAUCUUAAUACAAUAAUAAUGAAAUAACGUUAUAAUGAUUUUGUUAUGUACUAUUUUAAUAUGUGGGGGGAAAAACUCCAGUUUCAUUAAAUAAAAAAGUUGGUUUGUAGAAUAUUGUCAAUUAUUUGUCGACAAUUGACAAUUUUCAAACCAAUCCAGAACCAUCUGAUCAAAGAAUUAGUGUAAGAGUUUUACAGAUUUGGCAGGAAGUCUGAUUUGAGCUUUCAUGGAUUGAAAACCUUGAUACUCGACAAUACACAUAUGUCAGUGAGUUUCUAAUGGUACCAACGUUUCAUACCCAGCGCUAGUUAUGAAACAGAUCUGGUAAAUGAAGAUAAAGUUACUUCCAGUUUUUGCUGUGUUUGCAGAUGUGUCGGUCCAUACAACAAAACCAUCAGUUAUUUUAUUUGACUCUACAAAAAUGUUAACAAGAUGUCACACAGAAUUCACAGUAAUGCUUGUAAGAAAGUUUGUCUUUCUGAGUUGUACGAUCAUAGCUACAUUGACUGUCCCCUAGAGAUGAUACCGAACUACCAAAAACACUGAGUUUAAUCCAAAUUGUCACUUUAAUAAGGAUUCGUGGAGAAGCUUUGACAUGACUAAAUUGCACCUUAACGCUUUAAUGCAUCAAAGAGCUCAUUGUGAUUGUGAUUUUAAACCAGUGAUCCCAAAUCGACAUAAUUCUGAACGAGCUGUUGCACGACAACCAAGCAAUAAACUGACUCACACUGCCCCGAACUUUCCAAUUCAGUCAUUCAAAUGAUCAGUCAUUAUUUCGUUCUACAUUGGAAUGCCUUAAAAAUUGAUUGAAUUAAUAAAGCUAACAAGCAAAGAUAUGUUUUUUUUCUUUUAAAACUGAAAUAGGCAAUACGUUGUAAUUAAUGUCUUCAGAGAGAGAGGGAAUGUUCGAGUGCUUUUCUGCCGGCGGAGGGUUGAGUGCUGCUCAAACACAGUUUGUGCCACGCCCGUCACCUAGCUACAGUUCUCCUUGUGCCUGUCCACAACCACGUUUCAGCUUUGCUUUUACCCCAGAGUUUUUACUUCCCGCUCCUUGUGAGAUUGCACAUGGAUGUAUAUAGAUAUUUUAUUGAUGAUGCACUCUUUAUGGCCCUUAAAAAACUAAAUCACCUUCGGGGGUGGGCAGCGGGGGGGUUGCAAGGCUGGUCAGAAUAGCUUCUGUGUCCAUCUACCUUUAAUGGUUUUAAGGGGGAGAACUCGUUUUAUCAUGACUAUUAUGACUAUUAUUCUCAUUAUUAGUAUGACAAAUUGAAAAGGUCUGCCUUUUUCAUUCGAAAGGGGCCACUGAAGUGAAAGAAUGUCUUUUGAGAUAUAUUGUACUAAAGACGCAACGCUUUUGUAUAUGUAUUUAUCGUUGUGUUUCCGUAGCCUCGUGAUGGUUGUGCACUCGUGGUUGAAGGGGUUAUUACUUUUUGAUUUGUGACAACUAAGCCAGUUUCACAAACAAAUACGUGGUGGACGUUCUCUCCAAGGAUGUGAAAUUUGAUCCUAAAUAUAACGACACAGAAAGUCUAAAAUCUCGUAGAGAGAAACAGAUCUUAUUUCAAAGGUGCUGCAAGAGCAGCUUGAUUUAGAAAUGUCAAACUGGCGACAUAGAAUUUAGUCAAUUCAAGAAAAAUUUAACAGUAUUUGUUGUGCACAUUUGUAAAUGAGCACUAAGAAAAUGUCCACAAACCCAGUCUUAAGAGAUGAAAAUAAUGUUCCGAUGAGCUUGUUAAACUUUGCUUUAAAGAUACAGUGACCUCUGUAGGUUUGUUUGAUUAGAGAACUGAGAUGAAUGCGUCUGAAGCAAACGCACCAGAAUCACAUGAUGGUGUGUAUCACAGUGUGCACAGGAAUUUCUUGUUCAGGAUCGCACUGACUUUUAGAAAAAGGUCUUUGCAUGAGCCUGUAAUUUGGGAGUAGUGCAUAUCAACACACAUCGGCUGCUACACUAUUGCACUCGAGCAGCCACCUGCCCUGGAGAGUCACACACACCGAGACCCUAACACAUCUUCGUUUGAGAUUAUGAAGACUAAUUAAUAUAGCUGCCAGGUUUGGCUUGUGUAAUUAAUGCUCCUCAGUAUCUGUCCGCGGAGCAAUGUAGAGCUUUGUGUACUGCUACAUGUACUCAUACCUGACAUGCAAGUGUAACACUAGCCGAUUAACAUCCACUGUACUUGCAGAGCAUGACGAAAAAACAAUGGGAUGUGUUAGGUAGACUUAGUAUGACAUUUGCUGAACCUCCUCAUUAUUAUUUUUUUUGUCUUUUUUUUUUUCAUUUAUUUGAAUUUUAUUUUUUGGUUUGGAAAAAAAAAGUGUUUAUUGUGAUUCCUUGUUAAUUAGUGAUGUGAUUAUUAAACAUAAAAUAAAAUGAACUAAAACUCUCA